Molecule: messenger RNA, 632 nt
Organism: Drosophila arizonae
Lineage: Eukaryota; Metazoa; Arthropoda; Insecta; Diptera; Drosophilidae
Molecular function (GO): DNA binding
Source: RefSeq, a predicted model, not a curated record
AGCGUAAAUAAAAAUGAAGAUAGUGAAAACGUAUUAUUCGAACUUUAAAAAUGGGACAGCCACAUGUAAUUUGUGCCUUAAAGUAAUAAAAACAAGUGGUAACACAACAAAUAUGGCAUCGCAUAUGAAAAACAAGCACUAUGAUGUUUUUGCAAAGUGCAACCAAAACAACGUUUCGAACAACUCUGGAGAAAACCAAACAGUGCAACAAUCUUUCAGAAACAGAGAUUGUUCACCAGAUCCUGGUAUAUAUGCCUCGAAGCCCUAUUUUGAGUCAGUAAUGCUAUUGAAAGACGACAUGAAGCCCAAGCAAUCGCUCGGCAAUUUGGAUACCAGCCGCUCCAAUAAAAGGUUGAGUGUUGCGGAGUUUGAAGAUUCGGUAGACUCUGUAUUGCCUCAAAGCUUGGAUGAACAGUGCAAUGAAGAAGAUGCUUUUACAGAAAGAAAGAAAAAAACAACAAAGACCGACGAUGACUUGUCUUUUUUUGAGAGCCUUCUGCCUUAUAUGAAAAGGAUGGACAUGAAAAAAAAAUUGCUUUGCAGAAUGGAAAUUCAAAAGGUUGUUCUUUCCCAUUUUGGAGAGAAAUGAUGCAGAAGAAAAACUCAAUAAAAUUCAAAAUAUUUGUUAAAAA